CAGUCAUGCGCGGUGAUGUUACUCGUAGCCCUUUUGUUUCUGUUUUACAUCGUUCGUGACGUGGAGUCUGACGACACUCACAGUGGACGGGACACCGGAGGCGCUGCUCGCACCAGCUGCAGGUCAGAGGAGGAAGACAUGGCUCGUCAAAGUAACACCUGCGCCGGUAAUUUGGCGUUUCUGUUUGCGCUCGCGCUGAUUGCAGCGCGUGUCCCGGCGGAGGCGUCCGAGGAGCAGGCGAAGACGGUGGAGUUCAACGUGAAACCGGGAGGAGUCGUGCACACCUUCUCCGAGGGCAUUGGGGAGUAUGAAUGCUCUUUCACGUACGCCUCCCAAGGAGGAACCAAUGAGCAAUGGCUGAUGAGUGUGGGCCUGACUGAUGACAACAGACUGUUCUCCUGCUCUGUGUGGAGGCCUCAGGGGAAGUCGUACCUGUUUUUCACUCAGUUCAAAGCUGAACUGAAGGGAACCAAAAUCGAGUAUGCCAACGCGUAUUCUCAGUCGGCAGCAGGAGGACAGAGUGACGUGCCUUUGAAGCCAGAAGAAUUCACCAUCGGAGAAUCAACAGUGACCCACAAGGAUGGAAAGUUCAGUGCUCAACUCUCCAAACUGACCGUGAUUGGACGGACACAAAAAGACGAGCUGUAACUGGUCAGAAGUGAAGCACUUUGACCAAUCAGAGCAUCCCGACGAGCUCCGACUCGAGCCUCUGCUUUUCCCUCAGUAAACAAUGAAGGAUGGAUUUCUUCCUGAGUUACAACUAAAAAUUGAAGAAGGAUAAACCGGAUACUGUACUUUGUGUUGGUACAAAAAUUACAUGAUACUUUGUUGCCAUAGUGGAUCGGAGCUACAUGGGACAAAAGGGAUCAGUUGAGUAAAAAACAAACCACAAAAAAAAAGUUUGCCCUGAGAUAAAGUGCUUGCAUAGUUGUUAUUUUUCUUAUGCUACAAGAUUUACAAAGAAUUGUGUUCUGAUACACUGGGGAUGUCUGUGAUUGUAUAGAGGAUGUCUGGGGGCUUUGUUGAGUAUAGAUAACAUAUUUAGACUAGGGAAGGAUUUAUCCAUCUUAUGUAAUCCCGAGAGAAAAGUGAGUAUUCCCCAAUAUCAUCACUGCGCGCACAUAAACAAUUUCCCCAGUCUGGCUCUGCUCUGAGCUGAUGUUGAGCGAACUGCCUCAUUCUGUCUUCAUCUCUCUCCGUUUAUCCGUUCCAGAUGAUUGUAAGCACCACAUUUGAUCCCCAGCAAUCACCAAUCAGUUCUCCUUGUGAUAAAUCUUUGUUUUGUGCUUUUUCCCCUGUUUUUGCCAGAAGCCAUAAUGCAGCAGAUAGCAGCUUUUAAACAUGUUAAGAGGAUACAUGUAUUCCUGCUUAAACACUGUCUCUGUAAAUGUCUUCAAAUCUUAAUCAUUCUGCAGCAGAAGAUGCAAAUCGUUCUAAAACAAAUUCCCAUUAAAAAAAUGUAUCUAAUUUGAGUUUAUUGCAACAACUUUUCAGUUACAUUGUUCACCACAGAAUACUAAAAUGUAGGGCGUGCACAGACAUUUGGAUGAUAACACGCGAGGCAAAAGAGAUGCCAGCAGGUAUCUCUGAGUCCUUCUUGAACCCUUUACUUUCAUCUUUCGGUGCCACAUGUGUGGAUCAGCGAGGAUAAUGUGCAGGUUUCACAAGGACUUCAUUAUUUCGUCCCUCCUCCCCCUUCGUGACUCUCCCUGUUCUCUUAUGUUGCGAGAACCUUUAUCUGCCCGUCAUUGAUCCAGCCCUCUCAGAUCCACGCGAGUCUCCAGAGGAUGAUUGAUUUCAGAUUUGAGGAUUUUGCUGAUUUGAUUGUGUGGUUGUGUUACCUGUUAUAUCUCUGCCAUGUUUGGCCUGGGAUCGGUUUCCCUCGUCCA
Oreochromis niloticus (Nile tilapia) is the source of this 1889-nucleotide messenger RNA. RefSeq names its product myeloid-derived growth factor (gene mydgf). The record is from RefSeq and is a predicted model, not a curated record. Lineage: Eukaryota; Metazoa; Chordata; Actinopteri; Cichliformes; Cichlidae. Bases 16 to 648 code for a protein of 210 amino acids. Gene Ontology annotation, biological process: positive regulation of angiogenesis; positive regulation of endothelial cell proliferation. The transcript is spliced from 6 exons.